This is a messenger RNA of Bradysia coprophila, 961 nucleotides long. RefSeq names its product juvenile hormone acid O-methyltransferase-like. Lineage: Eukaryota; Metazoa; Arthropoda; Insecta; Diptera; Sciaridae. The record is from RefSeq and is a predicted model, not a curated record.
CAACAUUCAGUAUAAGUUAGGGUAUUCGGAGCGAAUAGUAGUCAGACGAAUUUCAGCUGUGGCCAAACUUACAACAUUUUCGAAAUGGAUGAUCCAGUUUCGUACAGAAAGUCACGGUUUCUACGUGCCGAUGACCAUUCACAAAUUAUGGAGGAAUUCGCUGCCAAGUUCAAUUGGCGUGUGGAGGGCAAUGAUUCUGUAUUGGACAUUGGCUGUGCUGGUGGUAAUAACACUUGUGAAACUAUUUUACCCAAAUUACCGCCGACGUUUUCCCGAUUGGUUGCUGUCGAUAUUAACGAUAAAAUGCUCGAGUACGCUAAGAAAAACUUCAAAGUUCCGAAAGUAUUAUUUGAGAAACUAGAUAUUGGGGCUGACAUCAGCGAGUUCAUGCGUGAACACGAUCCAUUCGAUCACGUUGUGUCGUUGUUCUGUUUCCAUUUGGUUCCUGAUCAAAGAUUAGCAAUGAAAAAUGUAUAUAAUUUGCUCAACACAAAUGGUGACUGUUGCAUACAUGUCCUGGGUUAUUUUACUGGUUUCGAUGUAUACAAAAUAAUGUUUCCGAAAUGGUCUGAAUAUUUGUAUGACAUUGAUGACUAUGUAUCACCGUAUCACCAGAGGAUAAAUCCGGUGCAUAUGCUUUCAAAUCAUCUUAAGCUUGUUGGAUUCAAAGAGUACAAUGUUGAGGAAAGACGCAAAACCGUUGCCUAUCAUGAUGUUCAAACGUUUAUAGAUGCAUUCGUACCAGUCUUUCCUUUCUUCAGCCGUUUACCUCCAGAGAACCAGGCCGAAUUCCUUGACGAAUAUGUCAAACUGUCAAUGGAAGUUAAACCGGAACCAGGGGUUAUAGUGGAAAACUUUCAAGCUGGACAAAAAGUGAACAUUUAUGUUUCAUAUAUAACGUCAUUGAUAUACGCACGAAAAUAGGUUGCGAAUUCUGUUGCAGCAUGUGGUGCUAGAGAUG